GCAAACCAUAUAAUAUAAAUAUGAAAAGGUACUAACAUUCAAUCCAGUCCCAUAACCCUAAUUUGAGGACACAAUCUGCACCAAGGCUUUAGGGUUACGGAGGAACUGACGAAGAUGAAGAACCAAAAACGAAAGGGUAGUGUUGCGGCAGAGAGUGAUGAAGUUGUUGAAGAUUUGGGGCGUGUGAUCCACGAGCAUACCCUUUUCUUUGACAAGUUGAUUGAGUUGAUUCCCGCCAAGUUUUAUCUGCCUACUGAUGAUAAGGAGAAGCCAUGGUUUCAGGGUCUCAGCAAGGCCUCAAAGGCUGAGGCGAAGAAAGAGACUAAGGAGAAUAUCAAGAAGUCUCGAAGGGACCGUUUGGAUCCCGACAAAUCCUCUGCGACUACCCUUGACCUUCUCAAGGAAAGUUUGGGAAAAGAAAAGGUGGAUGACAGUGAUGGAGUGCAGGUGGCAGCAGUGGCUAAACCUCUUGUGUCUGGAUUGGGAGGAGAUGAUCGGUCUGUGACUUAUGAAGAGCUUCGGCAAAGGCUUCAUCGCAAACUUGAAGAGUUUCGGGCAGGUCGUAACCUUGGGAACGCGGAGAAGAAGAGGGAAGAAAGGAACGCUAAGAGAGGAUAUAAGGACAAUAAACGUAAGAGGGAUGAUGAAACUGAGAAGGGUGACAAUGUGAGUGGUGAGUUGGCGGAGAGAGUGAAGAAAGAUGCUGCAGAGGCUUCCAAGGAGCUUGUGUUUGGCCAUGUCAAACUUCAGAAUGAAGAAAUGCUAGGAAAGAAGAAGAGGAAACUUUCAAAGCAUAAGGAACUUGAAAGGGCUAAGAAGUUGGAGGAAGUGAAAAAGAAUGAUCCUGAGAAGGCUGAAGUAUUUGCCAAGAAGCAAUCGUGGAAAGCAGCAAUGGAUAGAGCAUCAGGGGUUAAGGUUCACGAUGAUCCCAAACUGCUAAAGAAAAGCAUUAAUAAGGAGAAGAAGAAGCAGCAGAAGAAUUCAGAGAAAUGGAAAGAUAGAAUUCAAACAAGGGACCAAUUGAAGGCGGAGAAACAGAAGAAAAGGUCGGAGAAUAUAUCUGCCAGGAUUCAUGAGAAGAAAAUGCGAAAGAUUGCCAAAAGAGAGAAAAAGCUUAUGCGACCAGGUUUCGAAGGUCGCAAAGAAGGUUUUAUGAAUGAGGGUGGUGUCACCUAACAUGAUUUUGAAGUUUAUUGAUUUGUACCUUUUCUUUACAUUGUUAUGACAAUUCAAGGACUGGAAAAAGGUUUACCUGUAUGCUUGAUCACAUUUCUUGAAAUGAAACCUAUUUUAUUUUCUAUUA
This is a messenger RNA of Vigna angularis (adzuki bean), 1303 nucleotides long. RefSeq lists its product as uncharacterized. Lineage: Eukaryota; Viridiplantae; Streptophyta; Magnoliopsida; Fabales; Fabaceae. Gene Ontology annotation, biological process: ribosomal small subunit biogenesis; ribosomal large subunit biogenesis. Gene Ontology annotation, molecular function: DNA binding; RNA binding. The record is from RefSeq and is a predicted model, not a curated record. The coding region runs from base 115 to 1176 and encodes 353 amino acids. The transcript is spliced from 2 exons. Gene Ontology annotation, cellular component: nucleolus.